This is a messenger RNA of Sesamum indicum (sesame), 1555 nucleotides long. Its product is annotated as Saccharopine dehydrogenase. Gene Ontology annotation, cellular component: lipid droplet; mitochondrion; plasma membrane. NCBI's taxonomy places the organism in Eukaryota, Viridiplantae, Streptophyta, Magnoliopsida, Lamiales, Pedaliaceae. Gene Ontology annotation, biological process: glycolipid biosynthetic process. The record is from RefSeq and is a predicted model, not a curated record.
UCUGAAUCCCAUCAUCAAACUUGGGCCGCAUUUCGAAAAACUAGCAACACCAAACCUCCAAGAAGAUCCAUUCUUCUCUUCGGAGAUCUUUUCAAGAAUGGCGGAAGAUAACGCAAACGAAGCCUCCAGCACCAGCUCAAAAAACUAUGACAUAAUAGUCUUCGGCGCCUCCGGUUUCACCGGCAAAUACGUAGUCCGAGAAGCCCUCAAGUUCCUCAACACUCCUAACUCACCCCUCAAAACCCUUGCCUUGGCGGGACGAAGCCCGUCGAGAUUAUCUGAAGCCCUCAACUGGGCCUCCUCCCCUAACUCGCCGCCCAAUAUCCCCCUCCUCACGGCCGACACUUCCGACCCCAACUCCCUUAUCCGCCUCGCCGCCCAAGCAAGGAUCAUACUGAAUUGCGUCGGCCCGUUUCGGCUCUAUGGGCAGCCUGUUGUUUCGGCCUGCGUGGAUGCCGGCUGCGAUUAUUUGGACAUUUGUGGUGAACCCGAGUUCAUGGAGAGGAUGGAGGCUUUGUACCACGAGAAGGCAGUGGACAAGGGAUCCUUGGUUAUUUCGGCUUGCGGGUUCGACUCUGUUCCUGCUGGGAUGGGGCUGUUGUUUCAUUCCAGGCAGUGGACCGGGCCUUCGGUCCCCAACCGUGUGGAGGCAUAUUUGAGCUUGGAGUCGGAUAAGAGGAUCGUUGGGAAUUUUGGGACGUAUGAGUCUGCCGUUCUUGGGGUGGCUAAUGCUGGUAAAUUGGUGGAGUUGAGAAGGAACAGGCCCAAAAGAGCCCGACCCCAGAUUCUUGGACCUGCACCCCCCAAAGGUCCUAUCAUAGAACACCAGAAGCAGCUCGGGCUUUGGGCUAUAAAGCUACCAUCAGCUGAUUCCAUUGUUGUGCGAAGAACGCUAUCCGCUCUGACUGAAAAUCCUCAUGGUUUACCUGGUGUUAAUGAAAGUUUUGAAAGCGCUAAAAUGAGGGAGGCCUUCUGGUUGUCUGUGAAGCCGGCUCAUUUUGGUGUGAAAUUGGGGUCAAAAUCGUUGCUUGGUUUAUUUCCCGUCAUCAUGCUUGGAAUAUUCAUUGGGCUCUUAAGCAAAAGUGCAGUAGGAAGAUGGCUUCUCUUGAAAUUCCCCUCAUUUUUCAGCUUUGGGUGGUUCCGGAAGAAAGGACCUUCUGAGGAUGAAGUGGCGAGUGCUACCUUCAAGAUGUGGUUUAUUGGUCAGGGGUUUUCUGACAGCAGUCUAGCAUCGCAGGGAAACAAGAAACCUGAUACUGAAAUAAUAACAAGGGUAAUGGGACCUGAGAUUGGAUAUCUGACAACUCCAAUAAUUCUUCUCCAGUGCGCCCUUCUUGUGCUGAAGGACCGUGAUAAUCUGCCAAAAGGAGGAGUUUUCACUCCUGGGAUUGUAUUUGGCCCAAGAGACCUCGAAACACGACUGCAAGAGAAUGGAAUCUCUUUCGACUUCAUUUCGAAGAAGACCCUUACUGCUUGAUUCUUAUUGUCUCCAUGUGAUAAUAUCAAACUUCUUUCAUCAUAAGUGGCAAUAAUAAUAAGAUAUCUUUUCUUGAAA